AGAGUAAAAACAAAUAUGGCGGCGCCCAUGAUCCUAUCGUCACCAGUUUUCGUCCUCGGAUUCACGUGCAUAUUUGUCGUGAUCUGCUUUUGUAGGUUGUUAUAUGUCACAAAUAAUCUCGGAAAAGUCAAAGCAAAACAUCGGCAUAAAGUAAAAACUUUGAUCGUCGCAGGUUCAGGUGGCCACACCACUGAAGUCAUCCGUCUCCUAGGUAGCAUGUCAAAUGUCUAUUCUCCACGAGUCUAUGUUUAUGCCAAUACAGACAAAAUGAGUGAGGAUAAAAUCCGGACGUUUGAAGAGAACAAGACGACAGAAGGAGAGAGCAGUGAGUACAUAAUAGAGAAGAUUCCUAGGAGCAGAGAGGUUCGGCAGUCCUAUCUCACCAGCAUUGUCUCAACUCUUUAUGCCACCUUGUUUGCCUUCUUCAUCGUAUUCAAACAUUCUCCAGAUUUGCUACUUGUGAAUGGUCCUGGAACCUGUAUACCACUGUGUGCUGCAGCAUUUGUUAUGAGGUUGCUUGGUGUAAAGCCUGUUGUUCAAGUCUAUGUAGAGAGUAUCUGCAGGGUUCAACAUCUCUCUCUGUCGGGUCUCAUAAUGUACUACUUUGCUGAUCACCUUAUCGUCCAGUGGCCUUCACUCAAGGAAAAAUACCCAAAGGCAUUGUAUCUAGGCAGGGUAGUCUAAUAAAACUGUAGUAACAUAUACAUAUGUAUUAGCAGCAAUAAUAAAAUGAUUAUAGCGGUGUGGGCUUUGCAGUGUACACACCAUUGAAAGAUGCUUAUGACGAAACUCAGCAACUUCUUUUAUUUAUUAAAUAGCUAUAUAUUUGUAAAAACCUGCAAAUGAAGCAAAAGCUAAAAAAUGCAAAUAUUAAAAACAUUUGCUAGUAUUACAAUAAGAAGCCACGUUGCAUUAAAAGAAAGAUCACUGCAAAUUUGUCCUUAAGCUAGAUAUUACAGAAACAUUGAUAAAGUUGAAAAGCCUGAUGCUGUAAACUUCCUCUUUUUAAUCAGAUAUAAAAUAGUAAAGUUUUUUUUUUGUAACCUCAAAAACAUCCUGGUGGGUGUUUCAUGAAGCUAUUUGUAAAGUCACGCACGACUGGAACAUAUUCUUAGGUCGUAAAUCAAUUACAUUGGGCUAUAUCACAUAGCACUUGAAAGGAUCACCAGUCGUGCGUAAAGUCAUCGUAUCUUACAAACAGCUUUAUUGAACAUCCACUUGUUCAGUAUGAGGGAAUUGAAGGAAUUGAUGACAUUACCUUCUCAAUAUAGAUUUCCUAUUUUAUAAUUUUUUUUUAUGUGUUCCUCAUUAUAAUCUAAAACAAGGAUUGAUUCCUCCAGACUUGCCUUUGUUUUAACAGAUUGCAAUUUAUUUAAGAGCUUCAUUUUUGUUGAGAAACAACAAUUGGAGUAUUCCAUAUUUGAUAUAAUGAAUAACAAAUGAGUGUUUGAUAUCAUCAUUUUCAUCAUUUGCAUACCACUCAUGAUGUACAUAUCAUCGGUUUUUG
Lytechinus variegatus (green sea urchin) is the source of this 1507-nucleotide messenger RNA. Its product is annotated as UDP-N-acetylglucosamine transferase subunit ALG14 homolog. The coding region runs from base 16 to 684 and encodes 222 amino acids. Gene Ontology annotation, biological process: dolichol-linked oligosaccharide biosynthetic process. NCBI's taxonomy places the organism in Eukaryota, Metazoa, Echinodermata, Echinoidea, Temnopleuroida, Toxopneustidae. The record is from RefSeq and is a predicted model, not a curated record. Gene Ontology annotation, cellular component: UDP-N-acetylglucosamine transferase complex. The transcript is spliced from 5 exons.